Molecule: messenger RNA, 1542 nt
Organism: Aureobasidium musti
Lineage: Eukaryota; Fungi; Ascomycota; Dothideomycetes; Dothideales; Saccotheciaceae
Source: the annotation of a GenBank genome assembly
GAGGAAGAGAUCGAGUACAUCGACUUCAAGAAACCCGAGGAACCCAUUUCAGGAGAGCUUGACAAUGACCAGGCAGACCUGUACGCCGAAGCACUUCGCCGCUAUCCCAACGAUGAAUCAAUCGACCAGAUCGAUGAGAAGAGACUGAAGCGCAAGCUUGACACACGUAUCUUGCCACUGCUGGGUGUAUGCUACUUUUUCUACACAACCCUUUCCUAUGCGGCGAUCUUUGGCAUCAAGAAAGAUCUGAGUCUGACGGGCGAGGAGUAUUCAUGGCUCUCGAGCAUAUUCUACUUUGGCUGGCUAGUAUGGGCGAUUCCUUCCAACCUGAUCAUGCAAAGAUGUCGACCUGGAUGGUAUCUGUCAUUCAACAUCUUCUUCUGGGGCGCUCUUCUCAUGUGUCAGGCUGCUGCAAACAACUUUGCGGCUUUGGCGGCAUUGCGUAUCCUGUCUGGAGCUUUCGAAGCGAUUGCAGAUCCGGCGUUCAUGCUCAUUACGUCUAUGUACUAUACCCGUGAGGAGCAGCCAUCUCGAAUCGCGGCUUGGUAUGUGUGGAAUGGUGUAGGAGUUGCUGGAGGUGAUNAUGGCAUCGGCAACAUCAAUGGUGCUCUCGCUUCCUGGCGCUAUGAGUUCUUGAUCGUCGGCGCAUUCUGCUCAGCGUGGGCAAUUGUUCUCUGUUUGCUUCUUCCCAACUCGCCUACAACUUUCAAGGGAUUCUCCCAUGAUGAGAAGUUGAUCAUGAUCGCACGCAUGCGUCGCAACCAGACCGGUGUCGAGCAGAAACGUAUCAACUGGGACCAAAUCAAGGAGGCUUACCUGGACUACAAGACAUGGCUCUUUACUCUGCUUGGUUUCGUGUCGAACAUUCCUAAUGGAGGUGAGCAUCCGACGUUCACAGCCAAANGUAUCAGUAAUUUUAGCACUUUGGUCAUCAAGGGCCUAGGAUUUGACACCCUACACACGGCAUUGCUAGGUAUCCCUCAGGGAGCUUUAGUCGUCAUCUGGAUCGGUCUUGGUGCUGUGGCAAACAAAUACUUGCCCAAGAACAGUCGUACAAUUGUUUGCGCAAUCUUCAUGCUGCCAACGAUCGCCGGCGCUUUAGGCUUCUUGUUGGCACCUGACACUGCCUAUGUUGGCCGAUUGAUCUGCNUUGUCGACUUUAGCUACUUGACUGGCUCAUACCAAGCAUCUUUCGUACUCUCUCUGUCACUUGUGACCAGCAAUACGGGCGGCCAAUCGAAGAAGAUGAUAGUGUCCGGAAUGAUCUGGUUCGGUGCAUGCCUCGGAAACAUUGCGAGUCCGUUCUUCUACAGACAGGAGCAGGCGCCCUCAUACCCUUUGGGCAUUGGUUCUCUCUUGACGGCGAACUGCAUUGAAUUCUUACUGUUCGGAGUGUUCAGAUAUGUUUUCAUCUGGGAAAACAAGCGCAAGGAGAAGAUCAGACUUCGCAUGCGUGAGAGUGGUGAAGCUGCUGCGUUGAACGACACGGCGUUCAGCAACAUGACGGACAAACAGAACCCCAACUUCGAGUAUGUUUAUUAG